CAGAGCCCUCUCCUCUCCAUCAGCAGCAGCAGCAUCCGCAAGGUCUCUCCUUCUCGGACCCGGGCAUGAGGUACGGCCAGCAGCCCGUCAGUGAGACCGAUUCCUCCAACAACAGCCAGCACAAUUCCAUCACAACCACCCAGACCAUCCUGCACCAAGCGUCCUCCCCGAGCCUCUGCUCCACCAGCUCAGGACCAGACACCAAGCUGAUCUCUGCUCCAGGGGGUUCGCUUCCCCCCGUCAGUACCCUGACAGCACUGCACAGCCUGGAUCCCAACUCGCACGCCCUGAGCCAUCAAACGCAGAACCUUAUCAUGGCCUCCCUCCCGGGGGUCAUGGCCAUUGGCCCUGGAGACACACCUUCGCUUGCACCAACGUUCACCAACACGGGGGCCUCCACCUUAGUCAUUGGUCUGGCUUCCACCCAAGGUCAGAGCGUCCCCAUGAUCAACAACAUGGGCAGCAGCCUCACCACCCUCCAGCCGGUCCAGUUCUCCCAGCAGCUGCACCCGUCCUACCAGCAGCCCAUCAUGCAGCAGGUCCAGGGCCACCUUAACCAGAGCCCCUUCAUGGCCACCAUGGCCCAGAUCCAGGCGCCUCACGGACUCUAUAGCCACAAGCCAGAGGCGACCCAAUAUGCACACACCAGCCUUCUCCCUCAGACCAUGGUGAUCACAGACACGGCGAACCUCAGUACCUUGGCCAGCCUGACACCCACCAAACAGGAGAGCUGCCUUUGGGUUGUCCUGCGAUUUCCCCCCCAGAUCUUCACGUCAGACGCAGAGACUCCCACGGAAUCCGGGAUCCCAACGCCGACCAGCCAGCCUUCGGUCCACUUGCAGGGCCAGGAAGGAUCCAUCCAGUCGCACCUUCAGUCAGGACCCCGCCUCACCUCCAGCCCCGCUGUCUCCUCCGGCAGUUUGGUCCUUUACCAGAGCUCCGACUCCUCCAACGGCCACUUGCUGCCCUCUGCCCACGGCGUGAUAGAGACCUUCAUCUCCACCCACAUGGCUUCCUCCACGCAAUAACCCGGCCGGCCACUGGACGUUCGGCAGCCCUUGCCUGCAGCCCGUGGGACCUUCCCCUGCUCCUGGGCCGGAAGGCCAGGCGGUGCCCCUGGCUGCCUCCUCUGCCGGGAUUUGUGUGGCUUUCCCCCCUUCUCCCACAGGCUGUAAUUUCAAAACUCCAAGGAAAAGAUGCCCCAAGCAAGCAGGGGGCAGAGACGGAGCUUUUGCACUGCUGAGAAGACAGGAAGGGUUUGUAGUGGACAAUGUUCUUUGAUCUGGGGCUGGCUGGCUGCCAGAGGGAGGGUGGAGUAGAACAGUGAGGGGCCUCCUGCUCUUCAGGUGGGAUCCCAGAGCAAGACUCGGAAGAAGGACAAAGCAGAGUUGGAACAGGGAACAAAGAAAGGGACCACUCAUCCUCUAGGACAGGCACACACCUGGGGCACUGAGCCUUGGGAGAACUUGGACUCAACUUGGCUCUGGUUGCAGAGAUGCUCCUGGCAGGUUCUCAGCCCACAAGCGGCCCCACAGGCUGAGCCCGAAGCGGAAACUGCAAGGAGAGCAAUGCCAAAGGUCUGAACCAGGCAGUUGAUACUUCCUGGACCUUCUACAUGCUUGUGCAAUUGUGCAAGGCACCAGGAAUCUGCGCUGGCAGCAAUCAAGUGUAACAGAUGCAUUCUACAUCAUCAACAGAAUACUGCUUCAAAUUUAAAUUAAAAGACCCGCUCAUAAUAGAGUUAAGAGCCUAAGUAAAACAUGGAAACAUGUAAGUCUCACCUCCCAUUUUAGAAAUAAGCAAACCAAAUAGCUUGUCCUCAUGAUGUUUGUAAAAAUAGCAAUAAAUCCCCAAAGAGGAUGAGCAUCAUUUCUAUAAAUUGCUUAAAAA
Molecule: messenger RNA, 1890 nt
Organism: Notechis scutatus (mainland tiger snake)
Lineage: Eukaryota; Metazoa; Chordata; Lepidosauria; Squamata; Elapidae
Source: RefSeq, a predicted model, not a curated record